Dermacentor albipictus is the source of this 5302-nucleotide messenger RNA. RefSeq names its product neprilysin-1-like. Gene Ontology annotation, biological process: protein processing. Gene Ontology annotation, molecular function: metalloendopeptidase activity. Gene Ontology annotation, cellular component: plasma membrane. NCBI's taxonomy places the organism in Eukaryota, Metazoa, Arthropoda, Arachnida, Ixodida, Ixodidae. The record is from RefSeq and is a predicted model, not a curated record.
CUUUACAAUCACUUUGGUUUGUUAUUCUGAUUGACAAGCUUUAUAAACAGUGGUACUUUGCCUUUGCUUUUCGAAACAAGUUCCAGCCAUGCAGUAAGCCUAGCUGAUCUACCAUACUGUCAUGAUAUGAUGAAUUGCAUGCAGAGUUUCAAUUGUUAUGGUGAAUAAAUACUCGAAUCUAAACGAUCAGAACAUGCCAUCUGCUUAAUAAGCAGCUCUUUUCCCAGAGCUGGCGAAUAACUUGUCAUUGUUGCCCACAACUUUGGUUGUUUGGUGAAUAGCACAAAUAAAGAGGCUUUUACAAGAGUUUGCUUAUUUAUUUGUCGUAUGGACUAAGUUUAGAGCGCAGCUCCCAGGCGGCCGUUCCUACGUCGAGUGUCAGCAUCCCUCAGCAUAAACGAGCGAACGAGCACAGCAAAGGAAGAAAGAGCGAACGCAAAGUGCAGCGGCGAUGAAAGAUGGCAAGAGUGAAGAGAGCGCAAGGAACGUGCAGCGGAAGCAUGAGAAGGGGAGUGGAGUGCUGCAAGAGAUGUGCUCCAUGGCAGUGACCAGGCGUGUGGCGAGCACGUCCUCCGACACCAUAUAUGGAAACAAAGCACUGGCGUGGGCUUCAUACCCACUGCGCAUGCGCUACUUCGCCUGCACUGCCGCCACUAGAGAAUGCGCACCACACGAGCUACAUGUUCCUGCGUUCAUGCUUUCUUUCUUAACAAUGAGCGACGCAACUGGUGGAAAUGCUUUGUCUGCCACUGCUACUAAAUGAGCUACCCAAGCAGAGGCUUAGCACUGCCUUUGAUACAACCCUGUCAUUCAGAAUCAAGUUCUUUGCCACAAUAUAUAGCGGAUUCAAAACUCCUAAACGCUGCGCUCAAAAUUCACAUUAGGGAGUAUCGUAAUCGUCGGUGAAUUCGUUCACAGCUUGAAUUUGAAAGGCUGCUUUCUGACUCUCUACUGUCUUGAAGUGACUAUAUAAACAUUAUCAUAACGUAGUCGGCCAACAGAACGCUUCGGUUUUAUCAAUUCACUUAAAACUGGUGAUAGUGUGUGAAACGGAAAAGCUGGAGAGUUUCUCUUCCUCAACCAUGUCUUCUAUAGUGACAUGAGUCACAUUUAUAGCCGCAGAAUAAAUCUGGAACAUGUGCCUUCCGACUGGUUUUGUCUUCCCGGGGGGACGAUCCUACCGAAUCCGCUGAUUUCAGCAGAGGCAGGCCAAUCUUGGUUCUCGAUCUACCAUCGGACGUGGCCCACCCUUCCAAUCUGUUAUUAAAACAUUCUUGCUUUAUAAUAGAAGAGCUAAAACGUUUGCUUCGUGAGCACCCCAAACAUAGUGUUUAAAUUCACCAUUAACUAAGAUCUGCUAGGGCUAGCAGGUGGACCCGUGCAAAGUGCAAAUAAAUUAUUCUCUUAUGAUAUCUUAUACUGCAGUGCAUUACCACUGAAAAAAACGGCCCCCACUUGACGCAUGCCUGCCAGCGGCGCAGGUGGGCAUGCGUCAUCUGGGCCUGUUCUCUUUUUUCCACUGUAUGUGUAGAAGGUGCAGGAAAGCGAAAAAAACGUAAUGUUUAGAUGCUCCUUGCGGGAAUUUGGGCACCUCACGGCGAUGUAGUCCUGGCCAUGUGCGAUUUAAUUUGUAACGCAAAAUGAUUUCUACGCUAAUCUCAAGUUUGCUCUUUCUUUCUUUUUUUUUUUCCCCCAAUAGCAAUUUUAUGGACACUCCAGGCAAAUUUCCGUCGUCGGUGUUGCCGCGAUAUUCCGUAAAAAGUUUAAGUGCAAUGACAUUGUGGCCGCGCGUGCCGUAUGCAUAAGUGUGAUCGAAAGCUUGCAAGGGCAUGGUUGAUAGGUAUAGUGGCUUGAUGUGGCAGUAUCGUCUCGCACUAGCUAGGGAGGAAGGUGGGGAGGGUGCGUGCCCUAUUCUCACGGGCGCAUGUGGGGAGUGGGGGGGAGGGGGGUGAAGGUUAGUCUGCAUCUCUCCUUCUACUCCAGCUGCGGUGGCUGAGCACGGCCGCGCACAUUUUGGAGGCAAUCUGAGCUUGGUUCAAAGACCAUAGCCAACCCUAUACAGCAGACGGCUUCGAAUAAGCUAUGUUCUUGCGCGCCCACCUAGUUCGCAUUGAAGUGAGAGACAGCACGAAGAGGAAUUCACUCGCCGCUGCUGCUUUUCAUCACGUUGGCAUUCUGACAGUGAGUGUCCGUGGUCAACAAGUGAGAUGUGUCUGUGUUUGCUAGUGCAUGCGCGACAUGCUUGUUAAUUUACUUAGUAAGUGAAUGUUUACAGCAGUUUAUUCAGUUGAUAAAAUGUCUAACGUUACUUCGUAUAGUUGUCUAACAACUUGCUAUUGCAAUCAAUGCUUCGCCUGUCGAGCAACGCUAUUACUUCUUUGAAUUUCUUCUGCAAAUUCUCACGUCUAUAUUAUUCAUCGUCUAGUAAUUCUGGUUUCUCUUCUCUUUCUUUUCUUUACCUCUUCUUUUUUCAGCUUUCUGUUGUUCUCUCUCUUAGUAGACUGACUGCUAAACAAAACUUUAUACUUAUCUCUACCCUUUAGUAAACAUUCAUAUAAAUAAAAUAAAUACAUUUUAGCUUUAAUAUUAUAAUUGUAUUAUCUCCCCUUCCCCCACCUCUCUCUCUCUCUCCUUUUUUUUUUUAUUUCUUUACCGUCCGCUUGUUGGCGAACUGAAUCCCUCACUUUGGGUAUGUGCCAUUGUCUGGAACAAUCUUCGUCAUUAUUGGAGAGCUACUGAGGAACCCGACCAGCUCAGGGUUGGCGCAAUAUGUCGACGGCAGGCCGAACGAGUCGCUCGACGAGCGGCACGUCCCGGUCGCGUCCGCGCUCGCUGGUCGACCCCGCCGUCGGCCCCACGCUGGCCUCAACGUUGCGUUCGGCCGCCGACGUGACGAGCCCGAUGCCGCCUGGGGCCUCGAGCACCGUCCUCCUGCGCGGCCGGCAGCUGAGGGCCGGCACGGGUCGCGCGUCCCAGCUGACCGGGGUCUCGGUGGGUGGCGACCUGAUGGGCGACGACGACACGACCGCCGGUGGCAUCAACGCCGUCAAGCUCCUGCUCAUGGGGGGUGACGGGUGGUCCCUGCUCAUCGGCCUCGCCGUUUGGCUCUGCGGUUUCGUGCUGCUCGCCUUCGUCGUGUCGCUCGUGUACCCGCAGACGCCACACACGCCGUGCAGUCAGCCCGCCUGCCUGCGGCUGGACAGCGUCAUGGCGAGCUCCGUGAGCUCGCGCCGCCACCCUUGCGACGACUUCUUCGCGUACGUCUGCCCGGCGACCGAGACGGACCGCAGGGCGAGGGUUAUGCUCCGGGAGAACGAGUUCAACGCGGUCGUGGAGCAUGCGCUCUCGGAGGAGUCUAAGUUCCACGGCCUGGGCAAGCUACGCGACGAUUGUCUCCGCUAUCGGAGCACUGGCUCUGUGCGCACCAAGGACAUCCUACAUCUCUUACACCAUCACAUGGGCCUCCCUGGAUGGCCUCUCUCUACUCCUGCCGACUUAACACCCCAGCAGCUCUUCGAACUCAUCGCGCAGUUGGACUUCAAGUACCGCGUCGGAGCUUGGGCGCGGCUGCGCAUGGACAGCGACGGUGGUCGUGAAAUGCGGACGUUCCUCGACCCGCCGUCCGUGCUACCGCAGUGGUUCGAGGACGAGGAGGCGCUGGAGCGCUACGUCGCCCAGGCGCUGGCCAUGUUUGGCGCUUCGGCCGACGCCGCUCGCAUAAUCGUUAGGCUGGAGAGUUCCAUCCACGACCUCAACGUCGGCUCCGAAAGAAGGUACUCGUUCCUGUCCGUGGAAGCAGCGGCGCUGGCACUGGAAGGCAUUCUGCCGGCGUCUCAUUGGAUCGACGUGUUGUCCACGCGUACCGGGCUGCCCAGGACGACACCCGUGGCCUUCCACGAGGUGCUCUUCCCGCUGCUCAAGCUGCUGCUGACGUCGAGUCCGAACGCCUUCCUCUACCUCGGCUACCGAAGUCUGUCCGUGUUCGGGUUCGACGCGCACCACUCCGACUUUGCUGCGCGAGUGGACGCACCGGCCAUCUGGCUGUCGCCCGAUCAAAGGGUGGCUCACUGCCAUCAGCUUUUGUGGUCAGCAAACCCGGUUGCCCUCAACGCUGCGCUAGUGCUGCGAAAGCUGGCAGGUAGUGCGCAAGCCAAGGCAGCUCCGUUGAACGCGAGGGCCUUCUUGAACGUGGUCGCGAGUCAGCUGCCCGCACGCCUCAUCGAACACUUCCGCAUGGACCACGUGACCUUCACCGAGGCACGGAAAAAGCUCUCUGCUCUCAAGGUCUCGCUUCCCGGCGACUUGGCGUCCCUGAAGUCGCUGACGCCGAUGCUGGGCAACUCAUCCGCGUGGCAACCAGGCCGGGCGACGCCGUUCCUGCUGAACGUGCUGUCGCUGCGCGCGCUGCCCGCGUCGUUCCUGCUGGAUGCGCUGACGCGACCCGUUGAUUUGCACGAGAGUGAGGCGACGCCGUUCCUGGUCCCGCAGCGGCUCACCGAGCCCGUGCUACGGCCCCACCUGAAGGCAGUGGCCGUGCCGCUGGGCGCCCUGACGCCACCGCUCUUCCACGAGAGCUUCCCGGUAGCCGUCAAGUUCGCAGGGCUCGGUCGCGCCUUCGUCGGCGCCGCGCUCAGAGCUGUCGGUCCCGAAGGGGAGUUCCGCGACCACGAAGGGCGGCCCGGCCCGUUCAGCUGGUGGUCCGAGAAGAGCCAGGAGUCGUUCCGCAACGCCACCCGCUGCCUCGGCCUGCCCGACUCCGAGGAGCUGUGGCGCGCCGCGGUGUCGGUGCGCGUGGCCUGGGACAUCUUCAGCCUUGUGCGCCGCGCCGACGACGGAAGCACCCUCUCCACGUUCGGCCUGCCUUUCGAGAACGACGUCGGCAGGCUCUUCUUCGUCGCCUACUGCUUCUUUCUCUGCGCCAAGGAGGAGAGACCGCAGAGGCCUUCCGCGAGGGACCUGUGCAACGUGCCUCUGAGGAAUAUGGCUGAUUUCGCGAAGGCCUUCAACUGCAGCGCAACCUCCAACAUGGCGUCGUCGCCGCGCUGCUUCGACCAGGACCGACCGUCGGCGGCGUGGUGAUAUGCCGAGCGCUUUGGGCGUUCUUUCUAUCUCGACGGCGUCGAUGUAUUCUGACUGAUCUGCGUGCCAACUUAACUACACCGAGCGACCCGACAUAGGAAACGGACAGCUCCCGAUGGGGACUCAUUUCGACACUCGUGCUUAGACAGGCGCUGUGAAUGGUUUCAAAAUGUUCAUUUAUCGUGUUCGUUAGGCAUUAUUGAUCGUUGUUACUAUUACUGUU